Molecule: messenger RNA, 2393 nt
Organism: Nicotiana tabacum (common tobacco)
Lineage: Eukaryota; Viridiplantae; Streptophyta; Magnoliopsida; Solanales; Solanaceae
Product: quillaic acid 3-O-glycosyltransferase CSL1-like
Biological process (GO): cellulose biosynthetic process
Cellular component (GO): membrane
Molecular function (GO): cellulose synthase (UDP-forming) activity
Source: RefSeq, a predicted model, not a curated record
UCUAAAACCAGCUCAAGAAACUAAGUAAAAGAAAAAAAUGGCCAUGGCCUCCCCUUGCCUCAAUACAUGCACAGUACAACAACCUCGAGCAAUACUUAGUAGAAUCCACAUAUUAUUACACUUUUCAGCCAUAUUAGGGUUACUUUACUAUAGAAUAAAACACUUAUUCCAAAAAGACGUAUCAAUUAUAUCAUGGAGUCUUAUAACAAUUGCAGAGCUUAUUUUCACUUUCAUAUGGUUAAUUACACAAUCUUUCCGUUGGCUUCCGGUUGCUCGGUCCGUCGUGCCGGAAAAUCUUCCGGCCGAUAAAGAAUUACCUAGUGUUGACGUGUUUAUAUGUACAGCUGAUCCUAUUAAAGAACCAGUUGUUGAGGUUAUGAAUACUAUUUUAUCAGCUAUGUCACUUGAUUAUCCGCCGGAAAAGCUCGCCGUUUAUCUUUCCGACGACGGUGGUGCCGCCGUGACGUUGUAUGCUAUAAAGGAAGCAUGUGUUUUUGCUAGGGUUUGGGUGCCUUUUUGUAGGAAGUAUGGAAUAAAGACUAUAUGUCCAGAGGCAUUUUUCUCUUCUUUUGGUGAUGAUGAACGUUUGAAUAUGCGUGGAAAUGAAUUCAAGAAUGAAGAGGAAAAUAUCAAGGCGGCAUACGAAGUAUUGAAGAAAGAUGUAGAGAAAGCCAGUAGUGUUGAAGGGUCCGUCAGAAUGGAUCGACCUCCCUAUGUUGAGGUGAUACAUGAUAAUAUGAAAAACGAAGGGUGUGAAGUCAAGCAAAGCAAAUUGCCUCUAUUAGUUUAUAUGUCACGUGAAAGGCGACCAUCGCGCCCUCAUCGUUUCAAGGCCGGAGCUUUAAACGCUCUUCUUCGAGUUUCAGGGGUAAUGAGCAAUGCACCAUAUAUGCUUGUGUUGGAUUGUGACAUGUAUUGCAAUGACCCUUCCUCUGCCAAGCAAGCCAUGUGCUUUCAUCUUGAUCAAAAUAUAUCUACUACUCUUUCUUAUGUACAAUUCCCUCAAACUUUUUACAACGUUAGUAAAAAUGACAUCUACGAUGCUCAAUCAAGAUCCGCUUACAAGAAUAAGUAUCAAGGCAUGGAUGGAGUAGGAGGUACUGUUUGUGCAGGCACAGGCUAUUAUUUGAAGAAAGAAACAUUAUAUGAUAGUCCAAAUAACCAGGAUAUGACUCCACUAUUUCUAAAAGCUCAAUCUGAAUACAAGUGGGAAUCACUACUGUUUCAAUCAGAGGAGUUACUUCAAGAGGCAGAGGAAAAGUUUGGUGCUUCUAGAAAGUUCAUUAAUUCGAUUAACUCUUUGAAUGAUCAAAGAAAAGGAAGGGAGAUUCUAUCAAAUGAGAUUAUAGAUGAAGCUAAAACUCUAGCUUCUUGCAACUUUGAAGAAAAUACAAGUUGGGGUGAAGAGAUCGGGUACUCGUAUAAUAGUUUACUCGAGAGCUCGUACACGGGGUAUCUAUUGCAUUCUAAGGGAUGGAAAUCUGUUUAUCUUUAUCCAAAGAGGCCAUGUUUCCUUGGUUGUAGCACCAUUGAUAUGAAGGAUGCUUUAGUUCAACUUAUGAAAUGGGCUUCUGGAUUAGUACAAGUUGGACUCUCAAAGUAUAGUCCUCUCAUUUAUGGAGUGUCAAGAAUGCCUUUAGUCCAAAGCAUGUGUUAUACAUAUUUUAUGUUCUCACAUUUUCUCUCCAUUCCUUGCUUCCUUUAUGGCAUUGUUCCACCAUUAUGCUUCUUGACUGGCACUUCAGUGUUUCCCAAGGUGACAAGCCCAUGGUUUGCACUAUUCACAACUAUAUUCUCAUCAUCUUUGCUUGAACAUCUAUACGAAGUCUUGUCUAGUGGUGGCAACUUGAGGACUUGGUGGAAUGAACAAAGAAUUUGGAUAAUAAAAACAGUCACAGCUUGCUUAUUUGGAUGCUUAGAUGUUUUAAUGAAGUGGUUAGGUGUUGCAAAAGCAAAUUUCAGGUUAACAAACAAAGCGAUCGACGAAGAGAAACUCAGGAAAUACGAGAAGGGUAAAUUUGAUUUCCAAGGUGCUAAGUUGUUUAUGGUUCCUUUGACAUUUUUGGUGAUGUUUAAUUUGGUGUGUUUCACCUUUGGAAUGAAAAGAAUGGUCUCAGAGGGGAAUUUUGAAGAAAUGUUUGGACAAGGUUUUCUUUCUUUUUAUGUUUUAGUUCUUAGUUAUCCUAUAUUAGAAGGAUUAGUAUCAAAGAAAGGCAAGUAAAAGUCCUCAAUUUGUUACACCCUAUAGCAUUUUCUUAUUAAGAAUAGUUAUAGAGGUGAGCUUCUGGACAAUGGUGAAAGCAAAUUUGUGUAUAAAAUCGUGUAUAAAUAAUGCUACAAUUUAAUGUUGAGAAAUAACACAAGUAUUUGCAAUGUCAAAUAUUUUUUUUUUU